This is a messenger RNA of Caenorhabditis sp. 36 PRJEB53466, 1798 nucleotides long. Lineage: Eukaryota; Metazoa; Nematoda; Chromadorea; Rhabditida; Rhabditidae. The record is from the annotation of a GenBank genome assembly.
AUGAUAGUGACAAUGAUGUGGGUGAAGGCGUUGGUUUUGUGUGGAUUCGUACAUGGAAAAUAUAAAGAUAACACUGGUAAUUUGCUUCGCUUAACCUAUAUUUGAUGUAAUGUACAGAAUUCGAUGAGAAAAUGAAGGAAAUCAUACGGAAACGGGCGGGCGGUGAUCCGAGUUUUCUUCGCGAAUACGUCGACGACGCGGGAGUUCCGAGGAGCUUCCGACCUGAAAACUACACGAAUCCACCGUACUGUUUCGAUAUCGCCGACAGGAUUCUGACGCAUAGAAAGUACGCGGAGUGCACAAUGAUGUCGGCGGUCAACGGGUUAGCUGUUGGUUUUGAUUUUGAAGCAUUAGUUGUUGUGUUUCAGGUCGACUCUGCUGUUGAAAUCCUUCCCCGCCUACGAUCGAUUUAUUUUCACAGUCGCUUUGUUGGAGUUGAAGAACGUCGAAGUAAAGUUGGAAUACGAGUCCGAGCUCACUUACUUGUACUUUUCGUCGUUCCGCAAAUGCGACAAUUGUCUGUUCAAUUUCGUGAAGAACCCCGCUCUCGUCGGCCUUUACUUUACGAAUUUGGAGAACAAAACGGUGAUUGCUCAGGUUCCUGUGCAUUGUGAGCGCCUGAGCACACUUACUUCACGAGACUGAAUUCAAAUUCAGAUCGUCCGAAGAUCGUUCUACGUGGCAACUCGCGCCUCAAAAUUGUCGAGCAUAGAAAGCGAGAACGACUGAUGGGAUUGUGCAAUCCGGAGCUGUGUAACCUUCAGUGGGACACCGAGUGUCAUUUCCGUUCGUCGAUCCGAAGUUCCGAACAGUACAGUCGCUGCCGCCACGUGUACGGUGACAUGUCCUUCCAGCCGAGAUUCCAGGAAGUGUUUCCGUUGUCCGCACAAUUCACAAUCGAAGGAUGCUUCUAUUUCAACCGCACCGGCAUCCGAUUCGUCAGAGAACUGCUGAAGGUGAAGACGAACUGCUCACGGCAGCACGUUUUCGAGCACAACGAGUACAUGUGCACGGAUCAGAUCGACGAGAUGAAGAGGCAUUGGGGCGAGGAUAAGGUGAAGGUGAUUUCCGAUAAGUCGCCCAUCCACUGCUACCGUAAGUUUUCCGGAGUUCUCAUGUGUCCGACGUACGUCAGUCUCAUUUCAGAAGGAGAGUGUCGAGGAGGAUUCAUAGCCGAACGGCAUGGCGACAGACACGUCGGCUGCGAGAUCUUCCAGGGCGAUGUGUACGUGGCAAACAUUAGCGGAAACCUAACGGACGGAAUUCGUGAUAUGUCGAUGGCUCACUACAUCAACGGACGUCUCCAACUGUCGAACAAUCCCUCGAUCACCGAUCUGCCGUUGCCAUUCCUCAGAGCUAUUAAAUCGAAAGAAUGUGAGCGAUUUCUGGGUGCAGUGGAUCGUUCAUGCGCUGUUUAGGUCCGGCGUUUUCGAUAGUGAACAUGACAAACUUGCGGAACGUCGUCUUCCACCCACACAUCGAGUUCAAGUGCGACGGCAAAGGACCGACGGUUUUCAUUGAGAACGCUCCGAAGCUCUUCUUGCACAGGGAAAUGCUCACAAGAAUGAGAAUGAGAAGCUAUAACUUCACCGAGUUCGACUAUGAAAUUCACAACUUUGGCCUCGACUCGGUGACGUACACGAUGAUCGGCUGCUGUGUCGCGAUCAUUGUCGUUGUGGAAGUGUACAUGUUCCUUCGCAACAGCCUCCUCCUCCCCAACUUUCUCUAUCGCCUGUUCCCGAUGCAAGUGCCACGAUACCCGCGACAGAAGCCUGUGAAGAAGAGAAAAGUUCAGUAA